Molecule: messenger RNA, 3534 nt
Organism: Sordaria macrospora k-hell
Lineage: Eukaryota; Fungi; Ascomycota; Sordariomycetes; Sordariales; Sordariaceae
Source: RefSeq, a predicted model, not a curated record
AUGGCGUCAAAACGAUAUGCCUUCGUCCCUAUGGACGACGAGUCUGCUGGGCCCUCAAAGAGCGACAGGAAAGACAGAGACAGAGACAGCAAAAGGGACAGGAAACGCGACAGAUCGCGCGACCGAUCAAGGUCUCCGCGCCGACACAAGAGCAGGCGACACGAUGACGACGAUUCGACCCGACGCCGGUCCCGCUCGCGAUCACCACGCAAAGAUGACAGCCGGUCAGACUCGAGACGUGAACGCGAAGACCCCAAGAUCUCCGACCUGAGAAUGAAGUCUCGAUACGAUUACCUCAAGAAGAGAGAGACAGAGAAGCUCGCCCUCCUACGAAAACAAGUCGCCGAGGAAACAGCCGAGUUGCGAUCCGGGGUCCGUCUGUCCGAAAAGGAGAAGGCUGAAUUCGCAAGGAACAGAGAGAUUCUGCGCCUGGCCGAGGAGCGAGCACGCAUUGACGACUACCAAGACGGUUACCGCCUACCAGACCAGUAUGGCACCGACACCAAGAAGAAAGAGGAGGCUCUAUACAGCCGUCACGUUGAGAGGGACGAGUACGGCAACGAAAAGAUGGUUACCGAAUACGACGAAUGGGAGCGCGAGCAGACUGUCAAGGCCAAGGCGCAAAUCUCAUCGCGAGGCGAGCGCGAAGACGGGGGAGAAUAUGACUUCUUGCUGGACGAGGAUGCCAUCAACUUUGUCUGUGAUGCUGCGGCCAAGUUCAUCCAACCAACCGACGGGUUGACUCCCGAGCAGAGGAUACUGAAGGAGAAGAUCGAAGCGGCCGAGAGGGCAGCCAAGUCGAUACAAGAAGUACGCAAGAGUCUUCCCGUGUACGCUUACCGGGACGCCUUCUUGGAUGCGAUCAAAGAGUACCAAGUUCUUAUCCUUGUCGGUGAGACUGGUUCGGGAAAGACAACUCAAAUACCCCAGUACCUUCAUGAGGCUGGAUAUACCGAGGGCGGCAUGAAGGUUGCCUGUACGCAGCCGCGUCGUGUUGCUGCCAUGAGUGUUGCUGCUCGUGUGGCUGAUGAAAUGGGAGUCAAGGUUGGAAGGGAAGUCGGUUACUCGAUCCGUUUCGAGGACUGCACAAGCGACAAGACAAUCCUCAAGUACAUGACGGAUGGUAUGCUACUGAGAGAAAUGGUUACAUCGCCAACAUUAGAGGGUUAUUCCGCCAUCAUGAUUGACGAAGCCCACGAGAGAACAGUCCAUACCGAUAUUCUACUAGCUCUCAUCAAGGAUCUCACUAGGGCGAGGCCGGAUCUGAAGCUUAUCAUCUCGUCCGCUACGCUUAACGCCGAAAAAUUCAGCACGUACUUCGAUGAUGCGCCCAUCUUCAACGUUCCCGGUCGUGUCCACCCGGUUGACGUAUACUACACUUCAGCGCCAGAAAGUAACUACCUGGAAGCCAGUUUGGUGACUGUGUUCCAGAUCCAUGCUACACAGCCAGAGGGCGGUAUCCUGGUGUUCCUCACAGGUCAAGAAGAAAUUGACAAGGCAUGCGAGCGAGUAGAAGAGAUCAAACGGAAACUGGGUAGUCGAGUACCCGAAAUCAUACCUCUACCCAUUUACGCCAACAUGCCCUCGGAACUGCAGGCCAAGAUCUUCGAGCCGACACCACCAGGAGCUAGAAAGGUGGUCUUCUCGACAAAUAUCGCCGAGACAUCCCUUACCAUUGAUGGUAUCGUGUAUGUUAUCGACUGCGGCUACGUCAAGGAGAACACCUUCAGCCCCGUCGGCACGACAGGACAGUCCACGCUCGCUGUAGUGCCAUGCUCACGAGCCGCCGCGAACCAGCGUAUGGGUCGUGCCGGUCGUGUCCGCCCAGGCAAAUGCUUCCGUCUCUACACCAAGUUCGCCUACCUCUCCGAGAUGGACGAGUCACCCACACCUGAAAUCCAACGAACCUCGCUAUCCAGCGUCGUCCUCCAACUUAAAGCCCUCGGUAUCGAAGACCUCUUGGGUUUCGAUUUCCUCGACCCCCCACCAACCGAACUCCUCAUCAAGUCCCUCAACAUGCUCUACGCCUUAGGCGCCCUCAACUCCGCCGGUCAACUCACCCGCGUCGGCCGGCAAAUGGGCGAGUUCCCCGCAGAGCCAAUGCUAGCCAAGGCUCUCAUCGCCGCUACGACCGAGGGCUGCGUUGACGAGAUGCUCACCAUCGUGUCCAUGCUUGGCGAGGUAGCCACCCUGUUCUUCUGUCCCAAGGACAAGAAGGUACACGCCGACAGUGCGCGCGCCCGCUUCACUGUCAAAGAUGGCGGCGACCACUUGACCCUACUAAACGUCUACAAUCAAUGGGUGGACGCCGAUUACUCCCCCAUCUGGGCCAAGGAGAACUUCCUCACCCAGCGCUCGCUUACCCGUGCUCGUGACGUCCGCGAUCAGCUCGCCAAGCUGUGCGAUCGCGUUCUCGAGGGGUCAACAUCCACGUGUGGCGGCGUAUCCAACAUGCAGCCCAUCCUUCGCGCCUUGACAGCGGCCUUCUUCCUCAAUGCUGCUAGACUCAACAGGGGCGGAGACGGAUAUAGGACGCUGAAGAAUAACAUGACGGUGUACGUGCACCCGAGCUCGGUGGUCAAGGGGAUGGAUCCACCGCCCAAGGUCAUUAUCUAUCAUGAGCUGGUGGUCACGACUAAGGAGUUUGUCAGGAGUGUUAUUCCGAUUGAUCCCAAGUGGUUGACGGAGUUUGGAGGGCAUUAUUAUGAUGCUAAAGAUGUGGAGAGUAUGACGGCUAAGAAGUUACCGAAGGAGAGGAAAACACAAAUCUACCAUCAAAAUGGCACACCAACCCCAACCCAAACCGACAACACGGACCCCUUCGACUUCUCCUCCUCCCUCCUCAACCUAGAAGAAGAUUUCUACCAACAAGGUUACGCCCAAGGCGUAUCCGACGGCGUCAAAGCCGGGCGCACCGAAGGCCGGCAGCUCGGUUUGGAAAAGGGAUUCCAGAAGUUCGUGCAGAGUGGUCGCUUACAUGGACGGGCUAUUGUUUGGGCGAACCGGUUACCCUCCAAACAGGGUGUCAGGGGGGAAUAUCUUAAGUCGCAAAGCCAGUCCCAAGGCCAGCCUCAAGGCCAGCCGCAACCUCAGUCCAGCACCACAGAAGAAGGAAAGGAAGGAAAGGAACCAAGUCAAACUCUCAGCUCGGCAGUAGACAACUUGAGCCUAUCAAACUCGCCAAGCAAGAAGGAGCAAAACAAGGACGAGUUAAAGUUACUCCCAAACAACACCCGUCUGGAGAAACACAUCACAACCCUCUUUGCGCUCGUCGAGACCGACACGCUUGCCAAAGAGAACACAGAUGAGGCGGUCAACGAUUUCGAUGAUCGACUAAAGAGGGCGCAGGGGAAGGCGAAGAUUGUGGAGAGGAUGGUUGGGGAGGUUAGUAAGGCGAAGAGUGGUGGUGGUGCUGGUGCGGCUGAUGGGAAGGCUUCGGGUUUGGAGGUAGGGAGUCCGGGGGAGAGCUCUGGCACCGGAGCAAGGACGCUGAUUGCUGGUGUGGAUUUGGGGAAGAUUGGGAAUGAGGUCUAA